AUGCCACUCUCAGAAUUUUCCUGUUGGAGUGCUAUAGCGACGGCUGAAUCGGUGUGCAAGCUGCCUUUGGAUAAUCUGCAGGUCUAUGAAAAGGAUGGAAACAUUCUAAUGGGAGGGCUUGUCCCUGUGCAUCUGAGACCUGACAACAUCAAUGUAAAUUUUACCAAAAAGCCUGACUCUGCAAAAUGUGAUAAAUUUUAUACUCUGCGUUACCAAGAAGUACUUGCGAUGGUAUAUGCCAUAAAUGAAAUUAAUAAUGAUACCAGUCUUCUACCAAAUGUAACUCUUGGUUUCCGCAUAUAUGAUUCUUGCUACAAGGAAUCCAAAGCUAUGGAGGGAUCUAUGAGAAUUUUAUCAGGAAUACAGAAAGCAACCCCGAAUUAUAGGUGUGAGUCAAAUUUUAAAAUAGCUGGUAUAAUUGGAGAUCUCCAGUCCUCUUCAUCCCUUGCAAUGGCAAGAAUUUUGGGACUUUACAGAUUUCCCCAGAUAGCCUAUGCAUCGGCAUUAUCAGAUCUGCGUGAUAAAAUUCAGUUUCCUUCUUUCUUACGUACACUUCAAAGUGAUCAGUUAGCACCCAUUUAUAUUAUCAACUUGAUGCUCCACUUUGGGUGGACUUGGAUAGGACUGCUGGUUUCUGAUAAUGAUUUUGGUCUCUAUAGUAGUGAACUGGUAAGAAAACAAAUCGAAGCAGCUGGAAUCUGUGUGGCCUUCUUUAUGAAGCUCUCUGCACAGCACACCAGAUAUCAGACACUUUCUAUACUGCAGGCCAUUAGAAAAUCCUCAGCUAAUGUUGUAUACUUCUACUGCUCCAUGCCUGAAGUAAUCCCUUUUAUACGAGUGGCCACAGAGCAGAAAACAUCUGGCAAGGUUUGGGUUGCACAUGCUAGUUGGAUCUCAUCUCCAAUAUUUUCCUAUAAAGAAUUUUGGAAAACAUUAAAUGGAACCAUUGGAUUCAUCUUUCCAUUCAUAAGAAUUCCAGGAUUCGGAAACUUCCUCUACAGCAUUCACCCCUCCUUAUAUCCAGAGGAUAUCUUUAUAAAAUCAUUCUGGGAAACAAGUUUUGGGUGCUUGUGGUCAAACCAAAGUCAGAAUCAAUCUGCAAAUACUUCUCUUCCAUACUGCACAGGGGAGGAAAACCUUAAAACUUUAGCACAAAAGGGCUACAACGAGGAGAGCGUUAGAUAUGCCAUCCUUAUUUAUAAUGCAGUUUAUUCUCUUGCCCAUGGAAUAAAUGACAUGAUUUCUGGGGAGUCUUCCUCCUCAGGUUUUAAUAUCACCCAGCUUCAGCCAUGGAAGUUAUUACACUACUUAAGAAAAGUACACUUUAACAAUACCGCUGGCCAGAAAUUAUACUUUGACAUUAAUGGAGAACAACCAUCAAUUGCAGACUUUGUCAAUUGGCAAGCGCUCCCUGAUGGAACCACAAAAUAUGUCAGACUUAUUAAUGGCAUGCAAGGAUCUCAGUGGGAUGAGGCCAGCAAAAACAUUAAUAUAUUCUGGAGUGGAGGCUUCACAGAGGUGCCUUUAUCCAUAUGCAGUGAGCGAUGCCCCCCAGGUUACAGAAAAGCCCCCCGAAAAGGACAGCCAGUCUGCUGCUUUGAUUGCAUUUCCUGCUCAGAUAAUGAGUUUAGCAAUGAAACAGAUUCAAUAGUGUGCACGAACUGCCCUGAAUGGAUGUGGCCCACUGAACAGCACGAUGGCUGCCGCCCUAGAUCCUUAGAGUAUCUUGCUUAUGAAGAUCCUUUGGGUGGAACUUUAGCUUCUCUUUCAGUCGUCGGGUCUCUUAUUCCUCUGAGCAUCCUGGGGAUUUUUUUAAGAAACUCAAAAACUCCAGUUGUAAAAGCCAAUAAUAGAAACCUCAGUUACCUUCUUCUUUUUGCUUUGUUUUUGUGCUUCCUCUGCUCUUUAAUGUUCAUUGGUGCUCCUGUACACCUAAUCUGUGUCCUUCGACAAAUUACAUUUGGGGUCAGUUUUGUACUGUGUGUUUCAUGUGUCUUGGGAAAGACCAUCAUGGUGGUUAUUGCUUUUAAUGCCACUCAGCCAAAGAGCAGCAGACGAAUGUGGCUAAAUUCUCGUAUCCCCAACACAUUAAUAAUUGUUUGCAUGACUAUACAACUCAUUAUAUGUAGUGUCUGGGUUAUGCACUCCCCAUCUUUUAAAAAUAAUGACAUAACAUCAAAGUUAGGAGUCACAAUUCUUGAGUGCGUUGAGGGUUCUCCAGUUGCUUUUUGGUGCAUGAUGGGAUAUAUGGGGUUUUUAGCUACUUUAUGUUUUGUUGUUGCUUAUUUUUCAAGAAACUUACCAGGCAGUUUCAAUGAAGCUAAAAUGAUCACCUUUAGUAUGCUGAUAUUUGGGGCAGUUUGGAUCUCCUUCAUCCCCACCUACCUCAGUACCAGAGGGAAAGAAUCGGUGGCAGUGGAGAUAUUUGCUAUUUUAUGUUCAUGUAGUGGACUCCUGGCGUUACUUUUUUUCCCCAAGUGCUACAUUAUAAUCCUGAGACCAGAAAUGAACAAUAAGGAAUUCCUCACAGGAAAGAGAGGCUUUAAACAUAGUAAAGUGAAAUAA
Molecule: messenger RNA, 2565 nt
Organism: Xenopus tropicalis (tropical clawed frog)
Lineage: Eukaryota; Metazoa; Chordata; Amphibia; Anura; Pipidae
Product: extracellular calcium-sensing receptor-like
Exons: 7
Coding region: 1-2565 (854 amino acids)
Biological process (GO): G protein-coupled receptor signaling pathway
Cellular component (GO): plasma membrane; membrane
Molecular function (GO): G protein-coupled receptor activity
Source: RefSeq, a predicted model, not a curated record